AUGUCAGGGCCAGUGCCGAGCCGGGCUCGAGUGUACACGGACAUCAACACUCACCGGCCUAGAGAGUACUGGGACUAUGAAGCACAUGUGGUUGAAUGGGGAAACCAGGAUGACUUUCAGCUGGUGCGUAAACUGGGCCGUGGCAAAUACAGUGAAGUAUUUGAGGCUAUUAACAUCACCAACAAUGAGAAGGUGGUGGUGAAGAUAUUGAAGCCUGUCAAGAAGAAGAAAAUUAAACGAGAAAUUACUAUUUUAGAAAACCUUCGAGGAGGUCCCAACAUUAUAUCCCUUGUGGAUAUUGUAAAAGAUCCGGUUUCACGAACCCCAGCUCUAGUCUUCGAACAUGUAAAUAACACAGACUUUAAGCAACUGUACCAGACACUGACCGAUUUUGACAUCCGGUUUUACAUGUAUGAGAUCCUCAAAGCCUUGGACUACUGCCAUAGCAUGGGAAUCAUGCACAGAGAUGUAAAGCCACAUAAUGUAAUGAUUGAUCAUGAACAUCGAAAGUUGCGUCUUAUCGAUUGGGGUCUGGCAGAGUUUUACCAUCCGGGUCAGGAGUACAAUGUCAGAGUUGCCUCUCGCUAUUUCAAAGGACCAGAGCUUCUAGUUGACUACCAGAUGUAUGACUACAGUCUGGACAUGUGGAGUUUGGGUUGUAUGUUAGCCAGCAUGAUCUUCCGAAAAGAACCAUUUUUCCACGGUCAUGACAAUUAUGACCAGCUGGUACGGAUAGCAAAAGUUCUUGGGACUGAAGACCUGUAUGAUUAUAUUGACAAGUACAAUAUUGAGCUUGAGCCUCGAUUUAACGACAUCCUGGGAAGACAUUCCCGUAAGCGAUGGGAGCGCUUUGUUCACAGUGAGAACCAGCAUUUAGUGAGCACAGAGGCUUUGGACUUUCUGGAUAAGUUGCUGCGCUAUGACCAUCAAGCUCGCCUCACGGCCCGGGAAGCCAUGGAUCACCCCUACUUCUUCCCUGUUGUAAAAGAUCAGUCUCGUGUUGGUGGAUCAGCGAACCAGCCCAGUGGGAAUCCUGCAGUUAGUGCAGCCAACAUGAUCACAGGAAUCUCCGCCUUGCCCGCAUCCACUGCCUUGGGACCCAUGAGUGGCUCGCCUGUGCUGUCUGCUGCCACUAUCGCCCAAGUGCCCUCUGUAGCUGGACCCCCGCAGUGA
This is a messenger RNA of Knipowitschia caucasica, 1173 nucleotides long. The record is from the annotation of a GenBank genome assembly. Lineage: Eukaryota; Metazoa; Chordata; Actinopteri; Gobiiformes; Gobiidae.